ACUAAUGCAAGUGUAAUUUAGCGCGGUGCAGCAGCGUUGGUACUACUCUUAGAAUCGUACUCAUAGACAACAAAAGAUUGCAUAAGAUAGGCAAAUUUAAUCAAUAUAUUGCAUUUAUUUGAGGAUUAUCAUUAAUAAUAAUAAACUAUGCAGUUUAAACUGAGAUAUAGACUUUAUUGGAAAUUAUCAACUGAAGCAAGAAUUAUUACCGUUUGAACCGUUCUACGAUUAAGCUGGAUCAUCCAAGUACCAACCGUCUUGCUAUUGAAUCGAUGUUUACAGUUGAAGAUGAAUAUAAAGAGGAGAUGCGAUCGUAAGAAGGAAAUCUUGAUCUGAUGAUGACGAUGGAAAUAACGACUAGCAUGUUUAUUGGACAUUUAGGGAUCUUUUUGUUCCUUCGUACAAGAACAUUUCUAAAUUUGAAGGAAUAAAGCUACUGCAACGUGGGUGAAGGACAGCGAAGGUUUCCUUGUUCAACGUAAUAGAGGAAAGGUGAAAUGCAAACAUCAGGGGACAUCUUCCUGGUUUCUGAAGCUUAGAAUUUAUUCACUGACAACUGUAAUACAAUUACACUCUAAUGUUAAUCUGAAAGUGAUAUAAAAUACUGAUGUUAUUGUUCACCUAACUCUGAGAGUUUUUUUUUUUUAACAAAUGCAAACUGAUGUUAGAAAGAGGAGUGAACUUUAUUCAGUGACUGUUCUGUUUCAAAGACAUUAAUAUGAGUGUCCUUAUUACUUCUGGCAGAUCUUGCCUGCAAAUAUUUAUUUUGUAUAGUAUGGUCUUCUACCUUGAAGGUUGUAGUCUGGGCAAUGGACCAAUUUUAGGCAAUACUACAUCUGAUUAUGAACUGGAAGUUGGUUCAACCCUUGUUUUGAAUUGCACACUCAACAAUCAUGAAAUGUUGUCUGGUUCGAACUCAUCUAACAUUUUCUUCAUGUUUGGAAACAACACAGUUUCUCAGUCACUUGUGUUUUUGCUUGACUCUCAUACUGCUCAGCUCAGAAUCCCUAAUGCACAAGUCCAGCAUUCGGGGAAAUACAUGUGUAAUGUAAAGCAAGAAAACGGAGAAGUAUUUUUCAUUUGUGUGACUCAAAUACUUGUUGGAUAUAAGCCACAGCCUGUAAAGAAAUUCGGGUGUAUAAGUGAAAGUUUUCUGAACCUUACGUGCUGCUGGACACCAAGCUACAACCCUGUGGUGACCACCUACAAACUGUUUAACAUGUGGUAUGCAAUGCUACCAAAAUAUACUGGAAUUCUUCAACUGUGUCCUGAACCAGUCAAUGAAACUUGCUGUCAAUGGAGAUUGGACACAUUUCCAUCAUACAAAAGAGAACAAACUGAAUUGUACUUCAAUCUAACUUCUGAAAAUAUAUUUGGGAGUCUAGUUGAGAUACUUAAUCAAUCUCAUUUUGAGAUAGUUCUUCCUGAUGCUCCAUUGGACUUGAAAGUUGCUAAUAUAUCACAAACUGAGAUAAAUAUCACCUGGAUCCCUCCAAAGGGUUUUCAGUAUAAAGAAUUUCACCCAGGACUACAUUAUCAACUGUGGUAUAGGAAUAAAAACUCUCAGGAUGAAUGGAAGAUUCGUGAAGUUGGAGUAGAUACAACUGGGUACAUUCUGACAGGAUUGAUUCCUUACAUUCAUUAUGAAAUCCGGGUUCGCUGCCGAUCUAGUAAGGCAGAUCUGGUUUCAGGAGACAUGUGGAGUGUUUUUAAUACAACUUCAUGUCACACUUCUCCAGAUGUACCAUAUUUGAAUCCAGUCAUCAAGAAGGGAGCUUUUCAACAGAAAGUUUAUAAAGAGAGAAAUAUAACUUUAUACUGGAAGCCUGUUCCUAAGGAAUAUUACAAUGGAGAAGAUUUCCACUACAUUAUUGAGUGCCAUGUUAAUAAUAAUAAUAAAGCAGAUUCUAAACAAAGGCUUUUGGUAAAAAGAGUGAGAGUUGGGGAUUUUCUAUCGAGUUAUACCUUUGACCAUCUGGCAGUCAACACAUCUUACAGGUUCAUCUUUCACUCUGUAAACAGAGAAGGAAAAUCUGACAAUUCAUCAGAAAUUCUCGUGAAUAGUGUUGACAAAAUCAUUCCAAAACCUGUCAACAUCACAACUGUUCUCAAUGUUAAUGGUACCUAUGAGAUAGAGUGGGGCUACCCAACAGAAAAAGUCCAUGUUACCAACUUUACCGUCUUCUGGUGUAAUGGUCCUCGACCUCUUAUAUGCAGUCAUCCAGUCAACUGGAAAACUAUACCAGCUGAUGUCAAUAGAACAGAAUUUGAUUUUGAGAAAACUUUAAACUACCAGUUUGCUGUUGCAGCUAACUCUGAGAAAUUGACCUCUGGGAUGGAGUGGGCUUUAUGUAUUGUUUCCACUGAGAAAGGUAUAUAAAUCUUAAUAUUUUAU
Limulus polyphemus (Atlantic horseshoe crab) is the source of this 2395-nucleotide messenger RNA. RefSeq names its product cytokine receptor-like. The transcript is spliced from 13 exons. NCBI's taxonomy places the organism in Eukaryota, Metazoa, Arthropoda, Merostomata, Xiphosura, Limulidae. Gene Ontology annotation, molecular function: protein binding; cytokine receptor activity. Gene Ontology annotation, biological process: cytokine-mediated signaling pathway. Gene Ontology annotation, cellular component: external side of plasma membrane. The record is from RefSeq and is a predicted model, not a curated record. The coding region runs from base 719 to 2380 and encodes 553 amino acids.